AUGAAACCAAGUCUUGAGUUUUCAGAGGAUCCUUAUAUCACUACUAAAAACUUUGCAGUAUUUACCCCUACUCUAGAUUCCAUUGAAAAGCUUUACAAAACAAAUACAUUUCAACCACCCUCUAGAGUUCGCACUAACAACUAUUCAAGCCAGAGAAAUCUUCAUGCAAUCUAAGAUCAAAAUGAUGAAUAAAAUGAGAUGAAAUCUUAAAAAGCCUUUCCACAAACUCCUAAAUCUUAGGCCUCAUAUAGAUCUGGUAAAAUUCUAUAAAGCAACCAGGCAAUUGAAGACUAUGCUAAUCUCAUAGAUAAAUUCUCAAGAGGAGGCUAAAGAUUAACCCAAGACAACUUGUAAAGAGUUUCCUCUAGUUAAAAUUUUCAUGGUAAAGAAGGUGGAGCAUAAUUACUUCACAAAUUGAAGAGCUACAAGACAAACUCUACUGUUUAAGUCUUGUAAGGUUUACCUCUGAAAACAGCUUAGGGAUAGAAGCUCUAUGAAUAGUAAAAUAACAAUUUAGUAAAUACCCAAGCCUCUGGUCUGGGAAGAUCAAUGAAAAAGACUAUAAGUUAUCCUGGGCUUCCAUGGAUUCAGUUAGAUGUUUAGAAGAAAUACGAAGACCCCUUUAGUAAAAGAAAUUUUAUAAGAACUUAAGGAGCUUUCAGAGCUUCAGGUUAAGAGUCAGUAGAAGAUAUGAUUAUGAUGUCCAGAACUAUAUCUCAAAAUUUAAAAACAAUGCUUCAUUAAUAGCGUGAUUCGAACUAUUUGACUGCCAAUAGACUGAUAAGCGUUCCAAAAAUAGUUACUCAUCCAGCCUAAUAAAAGGUUAGCCUUGGCAAGCGAUUUUUAAUAGCUGAGAAUGAUGCUCAUCAAAGAGAGACAAACACAGGCUAUAGCAGAAAGGCCAAUGGUACUUUUUAUAAUCACUGA
Messenger RNA from Stylonychia lemnae, 927 nucleotides. NCBI's taxonomy places the organism in Eukaryota, Ciliophora, Spirotrichea, Sporadotrichida, Oxytrichidae. The record is from the annotation of a GenBank genome assembly.